CCAAUACAGUGUCUUUGCCUGCUUUAUACUGUUACUUUUUUCCCACCACUCUGAUCUGAUCUGCAUCAUAGCUGCUUCAUAACGCAAAGUAGAGUUAAGACAGUAUUCCAUACGUACGUCUCACAGUAGAGCUUUUGCUUUAGCAUUGCCAUUAGUUAGCAUUAGUAGGUAUAAUCCUUCGCAUUAACCUUCGCUUUCCAGCUGGUAACUGUGUCCCAUCGCAUCGCAGCUGUCCCAUCGCAUCGCAUUGUGGGAGAGUGCUGUUUUUGUCUGAUUCCUCAACUUUACCCAAUUCCAUUGCAGCAGAGCCCGCCGAAAAGGUAAAUCCUUCCAACAAUCAACACUCUUUCUCAAGCAAAGCAUUACUUGCGCUGUCCACCCAUUUGGGGUAAACUCUGAGUUUGUUGAGGGGGUUUAUAACUGCCAUUAUAGAAGCAAAAACAAGGCCUUGAUAAGCUCCAUAGAUCCCACCUCAAUUGUUGUAGUUGCACAGUGACUGUGGAGUGUGGAUCACAAUUUUUAUCAUCGAUGGGGACAAAACAUUUCAAUGGUGGAUUGACAGCACAAUGCCUUCUUGGCCUUUGCCUCCUCCUCUCUCUUUCUCUUGUUUCUUGCUCAGGAACCUCGAUUGGAGUGUCAUAUGAUCCAAGAGACAUCCACCUGUUAUCUCCUAAGAAGUUGGUAAAACUACUCAAGGAACAUGACAUAUUUCAAGUUAGUCUUUUGGAUGCUAAUCCCAAUGUUUUGGGAAGUUUAUCCGGGACCGGGAUUCAGGUGACUGUGCGUAUGAGCUACAAGGAAAUAGAGGAUAUUGGAAAAUCAAAGUUCCAUGCAGCAUUGUGGCUGAAGAAAAAUGUCAUGAGAUUCAGACCCAAUACCCUUAUAACUGCUAUUGAAGUUAGUCAUGAAUCAAUGACAAAAGAGGCAAUAAAAUCACUGGUGUCAACCAUGAAAGCCAUUUACUCUGCUCUUUCUGACGCAAGUCUGGAUGAUCAUAUCAAGGUUACAGCAACCCUCUCAUCCACUCUGCUUCAAGAUGCAUUUUCAGGGCUUGUAUCCUCUUCCUCUAAUGAUUUGAAGCAGGUUCUUCAUCCACUUCUGGAUUUUCUCUCUGAAACCGGAUCCUUCCUAGUAGUGAACAUCAUUGACCUAAAUUCUGCCCACAGUGAAGAUCUCAGUAACUUGAUAGUAGCUGCUUCUACCAAUGUGACGGCUUUUCUCCAAUACUCAGAUAUUCGUAUAACUGUAGAUGUUCUUUGUUUGAGCUCUUUUAAAGCGGACAUGUAUUUAAUCACCAAGAAUAUUUGGGUUCAAGUUCCUAUUCAAGAUUUUAAUAGCGCAAGCACACUUGCAGCGCUUGUAAAAAUGAGCUCUUUGAACUGUUCUUCACAGAAAGAGUUAGGUAGACUAGAACAGUUUCCCUCAACAUCCAGAGAACUUUUGGACACAAAAUCCAACACUGUAAGGAAUGAUACAAGACAAUUAAAUUCUUCUUUGAUUGGGGAGACUACUCCAACUACGCCUAUCACUACACCCAUCACCACGCCCACAACUCCCAUAACCACACCCAUGACACCAGUAACAACUCCUGUUACAACACCAGUCACAACGCCCACCACUCCCACAACUCCUGUUACAACGCCAGUCACAACGCCAGUCACAACCCCCACCACUCCAACAACACCCACCACUCCAACAACACCCACAACUGGCUCAACAGGAACUUGGUGUAUAGCAAAGCCUGGUGUCACAGACACAAGCCUACAAGUUGCCCUGGAUUAUGCCUGCGGCCUUGGAGGCGCAGACUGUUCAACAAUACAACAAGGGGGUGCUUGCUAUAAUCCAGAUACUGUUGCAGGUCACGCCUCCUAUGCUUUUGAUAGCUACUACAAGAAGAAUGGCAUGACUCCUGCUAGUUGUGACUUUGGUGGCAAUGCAGAGGUGACUACUCAAGAUCCAAGUUCUGGGACGUGCACAUAUUCAGCAGGAGGCAGCGGUUCAUCUGUUCUUAACACAAGCAUUGGAAAUGGAGGCUUGGGGAACAUUGCACCAACUAAUAGCAGUGAUGCAGCAUCCAUCUUCUUCUGUUUACCAAUUUUCUUCACCUUGAUUUGCUUGCUACUGUCUAUUCUUAUAGGCCAGCGGCUCUAAAGAUUACAUAUUCAUCUCUUCAGGCUGAAUGAAGGAGAAGAAUCAAGGUAUCUUAGUGGCAUAGCUAGCAUAGAUAAUGCACAGGGAAACUUUGUUCAAAUUCUUAAAUAUUUCUCGCAGAACUUUUUUUGAUGUUGGGCGGCUCCAAUUCUUUGUAAGAGAUGUGACUGAGAAUAUUUGGCAGGCAAGCUAUGGCAUGGACCCAUUGGUUCAACAUUUUCCAGUGCAUUAUAAAGCCAAAGCUGUAUAAAAGCCCAUUUUCUAGAUCUCCACUUUCUGCAAUCCCAAACUUACAUACUUUACACUUCAGUUCUCGGGAAGCAAGGAUUAAAUUAAUCAAGUUGGGCAUCAUCAUCCGUCUGCACUUUUGCUGCCUCAGGAAUGCUUGAGGUAUGACAUUUGAAGCAGCAGCCUCUCACUUAAGUUGCAUCUUCCUGUGUGUUAGAUAAAUUGGUCUUAACCACAUCAAUAGGAGCAGCUAUAUAAAAAAUCGCCAAGGUCAGGAUUGUAUUUGUGUUGAAACUUGAGACCCAGUAAAUUUAUAUGUAUAGCACAUUUAAAAAUAGUUUUUGGUACUCGAGCAACGAAUGUGAAUUUGUUUGUUGUCAUAAUCCAGCAUGCACGUAAAGCUGGGCUGAUUUUCUGAAGCGUUGGAUAUGUUGUGUAGGAUCUAAUUGCAUUACUACUUCAAAAAUUUGUUAAA
Cryptomeria japonica (Japanese cedar) is the source of this 2854-nucleotide messenger RNA. RefSeq names its product glucan endo-1,3-beta-glucosidase 2. NCBI's taxonomy places the organism in Eukaryota, Viridiplantae, Streptophyta, Pinopsida, Cupressales, Cupressaceae. Gene Ontology annotation, biological process: carbohydrate metabolic process. Gene Ontology annotation, molecular function: hydrolase activity, hydrolyzing O-glycosyl compounds. The transcript has 4 exons. The record is from RefSeq and is a predicted model, not a curated record. Bases 529 to 2151 code for a protein of 540 amino acids.